This is a messenger RNA of Malania oleifera, 1743 nucleotides long. RefSeq names its product 3-hydroxyisobutyryl-CoA hydrolase 1-like. Gene Ontology annotation, molecular function: 3-hydroxyisobutyryl-CoA hydrolase activity. The record is from RefSeq and is a predicted model, not a curated record. The transcript is spliced from 15 exons. NCBI's taxonomy places the organism in Eukaryota, Viridiplantae, Streptophyta, Magnoliopsida, Santalales, Ximeniaceae. Gene Ontology annotation, biological process: L-valine catabolic process. The coding region runs from base 300 to 1451 and encodes 383 amino acids.
AGCCUCCUCGGCGAGCAUCUCGCUUCUGUGCCAAAAAAUGGGAACAAGAUGCAUGAUUCUGAGGCCAGCAAGAUGAACUUUGACCCGAACAUGGUCAUCAUCCUCGUCGCCAGCGAAGACGAGGAGGGAGGGAACCCAGUUCUGCAACUCCAUCCAUUUUGAACUAGCCAGAGAGAUGUUUCCAGUGGGAAGCCUGCGAAGUCCAAGGACACAAAGCUUCAAUACACGAUAGUGGAAGGUCGAAACAGAGGCCUGAACUCAUUGCGAAGUCCAAAGACACAAAGCUUCAAUAAACGACCAUGGCAACUCCUCGUUUUUCCGAGGGUGAUUUUGAUCAGGUUCUGGUUGAAGAAAACAGGUCUGCAAGAACGUAUACAUUAAACAGACCUAGGCAGUUGAAUGCCCUUUCCUAUCAGAUGGUUGCUUGGCUGUUGGAGAUUUUCCUCCACUGUGAGAAAGAUAGUAAUGCCAAGCUGGUAAUAUUGAAGGGAAAAGGAAGAGCAUUUUGUGCUGGUGGUGAUGUUGCAGCUGUAGUUCAUGAUGCCAGUAAAGGUAACUGGAGAUCAGGUGCGGAGUUUUUUCGUACAGAAUACAUCUUAAAUUAUGUAAUGGCAACAUUUAUUAAACCCCAGGUUUCAAUUCUUAAUGGUAUUGUCAUGGGCGGAGGAGCUGGUGCUUCCAUUCAUGGUAGAUUCCGUGUUGCCACAGAGAACUCGGUUUUUGCAAUGCCAGAAACAGCUUUGGGUCUCUUCCCUGAUGCAGGGGCUUCUUAUUUUUUAUCAAGGCUUCCCGGAUUCUUUGGAGAAUAUGUUGGUCUUACUGGUGCUAGAUUGGAUGGUGCUGAAAUGCUUGCAUGUGGGCUUGCUACUCACUUUGUCCCAAAAAUGGCACUUUCUUUGUUAGAAGAAGCAUUAUACAAGGCUGAUUCAAGUGAUCCAGACAUUAUAUCUGCAAUUAUUGAUGGCUUCUCUCAGCAGCCUGUUUUGAAAGAAAACAGUGCUUAUCACCGGUUGGAUAUUAUUGAUAGGUGCUUCUCUCGAAGAACAGUCGAAGAAAUUUUAUCUGCUCUCGAGAUGGAAGCUGUGGACAGGGCUGAUGAUUGGAUUCCUGAAAUGAUUAUGUCAUUGAAGAAGGCAUCACCAACGAGCCUUAAAAUUUCUCUUAGAUUGAUAAGAGAAGGGAGACUCCAAGGUGUAGGACAGUGCCUUGCCCGUGAAUACAGAGUGGUUUGUCAUGUCCUGCGGGGAGAGCUCAGCAGGGAUUUUUUUGAGGGCUGCAGGGCUAUACUAUUGGAUAAGGAUAGGAACCCAAAGUGGGAGCCUUCGAAAUUGGAUCUGAUCAAUGAUGAUGUGGUUGAUCGGUACUUCUCCAAAGUGGAGGAUGAAAGAUGGGAGGACUUAAAAUUCCCCACUAGAUCCAACAUUCCUGAAUAUGCCAUUGCCAAGCUCUAGCCUAGAGCUGCAAGCUGGAAUAAGCAUAAUUCUAGGGCAAGCAUCUCCUAUGGGAGUCUGUCUUGGCAAUGCACCCACCUUGUGUUUGGCCUGAUCUAUGUUUAUAGUAUGGACUGCCGUCGGUCACUUGCAGUACUCUUGACAGAAAUAGUUUGUUGCCUGUGCAAAUGUUGAAUGUGUAUCGAUCAAAGUGAAAUAAAUAGCUAGAGGGAAAUUAAAAUGGAAAUAUUUGUAUACAUUAUGUACUGCAUAUGGAGAUAUUCUAUUAAUUCUAAACAGUUCCAUUGUCAAA